AUGAAACAAGUGAUUUGUGGGGAAAAUUCUGGAAAUCAAAAAUUCAUCCUCGGCUUCAGCUUUUAUGCUGGAAGAUUUUCUCGGAUUUGUCAUGUGGUUCGCGGCAUCUGGUUCAGAAGCUUCUGGGGUUUGAGGAGUGAUGGUCUGAAGUGGGAUUCUCUCAAGGAUUGUGGUGAGUGGUGGUGCGGCCUUAAAGAUGAUAAUCUGGCCUUAUUCACUGCUUGUGUUUGGGAUACGAUCUGGAGAUGGCGCAAUGAAAUGGUGCACAAUGACAGAAGUGGCAGUUUAGAGGAUAUAUAUGCCGAUUGUAUGCGUAGAUAUAGUGAGUUCCAAUCGACUCACUAUUCAAGUUUAGCUGAUAUUAAUCCUGGGUUGGGCGGGGAAAAACCUCACCAACACCUGCCUCUUGAUGUAUGUUGUAUUCGUGUGGAUGCUUCAGUUUUCCAGGAGCAAGCGGGCUUUGCUGCAGUGAUUUUUUCGGGGAGUAACUUAGAGAAUCAAGCCGUCGUAGCUCCUAUGGAAAAUAUGCUCACUGCUGUGAACUUUGGAAAAGUUUAUAGUGUGUUGGAAGGAGAGUUGCAGGGUAUUAUGUUGGCCUUACACUUGGCUUUGGAGGCUGGAAUUCAGGAAGUGCGUAUAGAGUCGGACUCCAUGGCUGCUGUCAAUGCUUUCCAGGCGGGUUUUUUGCCUUUUUGUUGGGACACUUAUCCUCUGUUUUGUAACUGUCUUCGUUUGUGUAAGAAGUUUGUCAUGGUAAAUGUGUCUUAUAUUCCUAGGGAGCUGAAUGUUGUUGCUGAUAAAUUGGCAAAGUGGGCUAGAAUUAACUCUGUGAAUCGUUCAGGUCGUAUUGGGGAUGUGGCCCCUUUUGUAAUCCCUUGUUUGUUGUAG
This is a messenger RNA of Cannabis sativa, 888 nucleotides long. RefSeq lists its product as uncharacterized. NCBI's taxonomy places the organism in Eukaryota, Viridiplantae, Streptophyta, Magnoliopsida, Rosales, Cannabaceae. Gene Ontology annotation, molecular function: RNA-DNA hybrid ribonuclease activity; nucleic acid binding. The transcript is spliced from 2 exons. Bases 1 to 888 code for a protein of 295 amino acids. The record is from RefSeq and is a predicted model, not a curated record.